This is a messenger RNA of Drosophila biarmipes, 337 nucleotides long. RefSeq lists its product as uncharacterized. The coding region runs from base 14 to 265 and encodes 83 amino acids. The record is from RefSeq and is a predicted model, not a curated record. The transcript has 3 exons. NCBI's taxonomy places the organism in Eukaryota, Metazoa, Arthropoda, Insecta, Diptera, Drosophilidae.
UACAGUGCAGAAGAUGAAGCUCCUCUGGCUGCUGAUACUGGCUUCUGUUGCUGGGGAGCAUUGCGAUAGACCCUGUCCCACGAGAGAUAACCCCGGAUGUGCCAGCAGGAAUGGCCAUUGCUUUUACACCGUGCGCCAUCCGUGCGUUUUGCAGGCCAUCAACUGUUAUCGGAAGUCGAAACGCUUAUCUGCUCUGAAGCCCGUUUCUCGCAGCAAGUGUACCAAGCACCAAGUUCCAGUGUGCGAAAAUAUUGAUACAUCGUGAUAAGUUUAUGUUUAUAGAUUAUAUUUUUAUUUCUUUAUUUACAAAAAAUAUAUUUAAAGUGAAGUCCUUAAA